AUGGAGCGCUCCGGUCAAGUCGAGCCAACUCAGCCGGUGAACAGCACAAACGACAGUUUUAUUACAGAUGCAUCCACUGUGGAUGUCAGCGCAGAGAGUCUCGUCUAUCAAAUCAGCCUGGCUGUGAUUCUCUCCAUUAUCACACUCGCCACCACUUUAUCCAACGCGUUCGUCAUCGCAACAAUCUCCCAGUCGAAGAAACUGCAAACUCCUGCGAACUUUCUGAUCGCCUCUCUGGCCAUCACCGACCUGCUGGUGUCCAUUCUGGUGAUGCCCAUCUGCGUCCUGUACACGGUCAUCCACACCUGGACGCUGGGGCAAAUCGUGUGCGACAUCUGGCUCUCCUCGGACAUAACGUGUUGCACCGCGUCCAUCCUCCACCUGUGCGUAAUCGCCUUGGAUAGGUACUGGGCCAUCACGGACGCGGUGGAGUACUCCAAAAAGCGCACGCCGGGGCGCGCAGCCGGGAUGGUGGCCACAGCCUGGGUCAUCGCCAUCUCCAUCUCCCUGCCGCCCCUCUUCUGGAGGCAGGUGAAGGCGGAGGAGCUGACCAGCUGCAGCGUCAACACGGAUCAUAUUUUCUACACCAUCUACUCCACCUUUGGGGCUUUCUACAUUCCCACCUUGCUGCUUAUUGUCCUCUACGGACGGAUUUACGUGGAGGCUCGGAAACGGAUCCUGAAGCAGUCCCCCAAGAAGGUGGGGAAGAGACUCACCUCGGCGCACCUGGUCACCAACUCCCCUGGGUCCGUGGCGUCCACAACCUCUCUGCAAUGCGGGAGGCACGACACUCCUUCCAGCGACACUGGGUCUUCAACAAGCGAGAACCAGGUGAAAGUGACGGUGUCGGACGCGCUUUUGGAGAAAAAGCGCAUUUCAGCAGCCAGAGAGAGAAAAGCGACAAAGACUUUGGGGAUAAUCCUCGGCGCUUACAUCGUUUGCUGGCUGCCGUUUUUCAUUUACACAUUGGUGGUGGCCACAUGUGACACAUGUUUUAAUGCCGAGUUAUUUGACUUUUUCACCUGGUUGGGAUAUCUGAACUCCCUCAUCAACCCGAUCAUAUACACAAUGUCCAAUGAGGACUUCAAGAAAGCUUUCCAUAAACUUGUGCGCUUCAGAUGCUGCAGGUCAUGAACGAAUGUUACUUCAAUCUCCUUUUAG
Messenger RNA from Morone saxatilis (striped sea-bass), 1161 nucleotides. RefSeq names its product 5-hydroxytryptamine (serotonin) receptor 1B (gene htr1b). The coding region runs from base 1 to 1134 and encodes 377 amino acids. The transcript has a single exon. Gene Ontology annotation, molecular function: G protein-coupled serotonin receptor activity. Gene Ontology annotation, biological process: chemical synaptic transmission; regulation of behavior; adenylate cyclase-activating adrenergic receptor signaling pathway. Lineage: Eukaryota; Metazoa; Chordata; Actinopteri; Moronidae. The record is from RefSeq and is a predicted model, not a curated record. Gene Ontology annotation, cellular component: plasma membrane.